Capsicum annuum is the source of this 1641-nucleotide messenger RNA. Its product is annotated as homocysteine S-methyltransferase 2. Bases 281 to 1315 code for a protein of 344 amino acids. The record is from RefSeq and is a predicted model, not a curated record. NCBI's taxonomy places the organism in Eukaryota, Viridiplantae, Streptophyta, Magnoliopsida, Solanales, Solanaceae. Gene Ontology annotation, molecular function: S-adenosylmethionine-homocysteine S-methyltransferase activity; zinc ion binding. The transcript has 7 exons. Gene Ontology annotation, biological process: S-methylmethionine cycle.
AUCAUCAUUAAUACAUGAAACUGAAUUGAACCGAGCCAUAGCUGUUCUCCACCGAAUUUUCCUCAAACACGUUUUUCUUCCAAUACCGAACACACCCAAUAGGUUUGGUCCAAAGUCCAAAAUAAAAAAAUGAUUCCAAAGUUUUAAACACACUUCUCAGAUCUUCCCAAAUCUAUUAUUUGUCCUAGUAGUCAUUUUCCCAUUGCACCAACCCAUUACAUUUCACAUUACCAUCCCAGCCAACUCAAAAAAACUCCACAGAUUCCCGGCACCGCAAUAAAUGGGUACUUCCGACGUCAAUGGCAAGUCGUCGUCCUCCUCCUCCCUUGUCAAAGAUUUCCUCCGCAAAUGCGGCGGCGUUGCCGUGAUCGACGGCGGCUUUGCGACGGAGCUUGAACGUCAUGGAGCCGACCUUAAUGACCCUCUUUGGAGCGCUAAAUGUCUGUUCACUGAUCCUCACCUUGUCCGCGCUGUACACUUGGAUUACCUUGAAGCUGGUGCGGAUAUAAUACUUAGUUCAUCUUAUCAGGCAACCAUCCAAGGGUUUAAAGCCAAAGGAUAUUCUGUAGAAGAAAGUGAAUCAUUGCUCAAAAGGAGCGUCGAGAUUGCAUGUGAAGCACGGGAUGUCUACUAUAAUAGAUGUCGUGAAUCUUCGUCUGAUCAUAGCACCGAUGGAAAGAUUCUCAAGCAGCGUCCUAUCUUAGUUGCAGCAUCUGUUGGGAGUUACGGGGCAUAUUUAGCUGAUGGUUCUGAAUACAGUGGGGAAUAUGGGGAUGCAGUUGAUCUCAAGUUUCUAAAGGAUUUUCAUAGAAGAAGGGUUCAGCUUCUUGCGGACUCUGGUGCUGAUCUAAUAGCUUUUGAGACGGUGCCUAAUAAGCUGGAAGCUCAGGCUUUCGUUGAGCUACUUAAGGAAGAAGACAUAAAGACUCCUGCCUGGUUAGCCUUCAACUCUAAAGAUGGUGUUAAUGUGGUCAGUGGUGAUUCUUUAUUAGAAUGUGCUGCAAUUGGUGAAUCAUGUGAAAAAGUUUUAGCUGUUGGAAUCAAUUGUACCCCUCCUAGAUUCAUUCUGGAUCUUAUUCUAUCCAUCAAGCCGGUAACAACAAAACCAAUCCUUAUAUAUCCCAACAGUGGUGAGAGUUACGAUGGCAUUCGAAAGGAGUGGGUGAGUAAUACUGGGAUAACAGAUGAAGAUUUUGUCCCUUACGUUAAUAAAUGGUGUGAGGCAGGAGCAUCUCUGGUAGGAGGUUGCUGCAGAACUACUCCUAAUACCAUUAGAGCAAUACACCAGGCACUCUCCGGAAGGCGUACUGUCUAAUCUGGAGAACCAAUACAGGCAUCUAACUUAAAAAGAGAAAAGAUUUUGCCUAUGUUGAGAGAAUUGUUUCCCCAUCUAGUAAGCCUGGUUGGCCUACAUCUCAGAAGAGGUUUCUGCUUGACUGGAGUUCAGGGCAAGAGAAGGUCCACUGAUCAACCGAGGCUGUUUGUCGGUGGUGUAUCAUAUUUUGGUACGUUGGAGAACUUUCUAGUAUUAUGCCACAUUGUAGUUUAUGGUUGCUCAAUGAAUGUACUAUUCACCUAUUUUACUACCAACAAUGUAACCAUAGCUAUUUUACUAUUUAUUUAGACCUUCAAUUUUCCAAA